Molecule: messenger RNA, 4641 nt
Organism: Scomber japonicus (chub mackerel)
Lineage: Eukaryota; Metazoa; Chordata; Actinopteri; Scombriformes; Scombridae
Gene: c22h4orf54
Product: chromosome 22 C4orf54 homolog
Exons: 1
Coding region: 1-4641 (1546 amino acids)
Source: RefSeq, a predicted model, not a curated record
AUGAAGACUGAUCAGAGCUGCGAGGAGACGCCGAUGAUUCUCCGGGAGGUCGAGGAUCUGCUCCAGAAAUCGGCGCACGAAAACGAGGAUGCCACGGAGGAGCAAGACGAGGGAAACCACGUGUGUGAAGCCAAAAAACCAGCAGUGGACUCUGGCUUUGAUGACAGAAACCUAAUGUCUGUCCUCAUUGACAGCAGUGACGCCGGAGUUCUGCGCGUAAUGGAGCGAAAUCACGAUCUGGUGAUUGAAAAAGACACUGAAACUGCUAGAAAAGAUAAUAUCAGAGAUGGGGAAUGUGCAGAAGAUGUCCAGAAGGGUCAGUGUGAUCCCUUCUCUUCAUCAAGUCCUCGCUGUUUUAAAACAGAGGACUGCAAAUCAGGAAACGCCGACGAAAGCAAGUGCGCCAUGACGCAACUUGAGAUCUUCAAAGACAACAAAAGCACGCAAAGUAAUGGAGAUUUACACUGUGGUGAUAAUCAGCUGUGCUGUAGAAGUGAUUCUGAUGAUUAUGAGGAAGAUGAUGAUGUAAGUUUGGUGCUUUCUGACGACAGCGAUCCGUGCGUAACGGAGGAUGAGUCCCAUUACAUUACCACACACGAGAUCCAACUCUCAGAGCUGUCUGACCAUGAGGGAGACCUCGUGGUGGGCUCCUCGGCCAGCUGGGACAUUGAGGAUGGUAACCAGGUGUACUCUUUUGUCGAUUAUGCGUCUUUUGACGGUGAUGUAGUGGUGGUGGGGGAGAGAGAGGACGGCCGUGUGCCUCGUUCUGAGAGCGCAGCAGCAGCAGCAGUAGUCAGCACUCUGCUUGAAAAUGAUCUGUGCGAGGCGGCCAAGUUCGCCAGCUCAGAUGAGAGUGUGUCAAAGCCCCAGCAGAGCAGUGGCAACAGUGCCGGACAGAUCCAGCUGUCAAUCAGAACCACUUCUCGAGCUAUAAAUGGCCCUAGCAACAUCCAAGAAAAGGAAAACAUUCUUUAUCAUGCCGGGCGCUCCGGAGACAUGAGCCGAUAUGUGUUUAGGGGAGUUGAUGGAAAGGCAGAGACGUUGUGUGACAGGGCAAAGUGUUUCAUAGCCGCGCCCGGACGUUUACAUUUUGGCGGCAAAUUGAGGGGAAAAGAGGUCACAGGGUAUUCCAGCGGUGCGUCCAGCGCCGUCAGCGAGCUGGAUGACGCUGACAAGGAGGUGCGCAACCUGACAGCCAAAACCUUCAAGAGCCUGGCUUAUCCUUACUUUGAUGCCAUUAAUUUCAGCACCUCCAGUGAGUCAUCUGCAUCAGAGCAUGGGCUAGGGAUAAACAGGUGGUCCACGUUUGUCGACCUAAAAUAUGGCAACAUGAAUGUAUCAAAAGGACUGGACCAAAGUGUUGUUUCCCACCAAAAUUCAACGGCCUCAUUUGAAAUAGCCAAAAAUAUAGACAAUAGAGGUUAUAAGGGCAUUGUACUGGCAAACACUAAACCGCCCACCAGCAAGAUCUUCACUCUGAAUGGGAAUCCCCACAGCGCAUCGUCUUCUACAAAGAAAAUUGAGCUGAUGGGCAAAUUUGGAGAGGGCCACAGUGGGGUGAUUAGACUCACAGAGACUUUGAAUUUUCGUUGCAAUGUCAAUUCGGGAAUGUCUGAGGGAGAAAGGCGCACUAACUUUGCACAAAACGCUGCAGGAUCACGUUCCACAGAUGAAGUUACAAACACUUUGCCAGGCGUCCAGAGAAGAGAGGCCAGCAAGCCGCCUUCGAAAACCAUGGAAGACACACACAAGAAAGCCAUAUUCGCUUCAAGCGUGAUCCAAAAUGUGAUUUCUAAGAAGAUGCAGUUCGAGCAGGAGCGAAAGAUGGAAAGAGGGGAGAUAAGUGAGUCGCAUCAGGUGCAGUCCCCGUGCUUUACGCACCAGGACAGCAGCGACAGUCACAGGGGGAAGGGAGGCAGAGAGCUGCACAGACAGAGCUCCAAGUUUUCCGAGAGCAGCUCAGACUACGCCAUAAUGUGCGUGGAUGAAUUAGGAGACUUUGUGGACAGCGGCUCAUGUGAUACUAAGAGCGACUCUCGGAGACAAGACGCGAUCGCUGUCGCACCAGAAACUAAUUUAGAUCCGACGAAUGAAGCUGGAAUCGAUACUAAAAAAGGCGCAUUGGAAGCGUCCAAAAGCACGUUGUUUCGCAGCCAAAAUAGCGCAUUCAGAUGCUGGAAGGAAGGGGAGCUAGAGUUUCAAAAGGAUCAUAAAAACGAUAAAACUCCCGAGGAGAAGCCACCUUCAACUACCGACAGAGAGGCCGAGUGGAAUCAGAACGCAGCGGGCAAUAGCAAACUGACUAAAAUGUCACAUUUGUUUGUGCCAAAUAUCCAACUGCUGUCAAGUGACGGAGAAGCCGGACAGCAGCUGCCGAGCAGGAUUUAUUCUCCAUGUGGAGAUGGAGGAGGGAUUAAACUACGCUCCGACAACACUUUAUACAUUGCAGACUCCAGGAAUGUCACUACAUCUAAAUCUCCGGAAAUUAAAAUUAAUUUAAGGAGCGUGAGAGACAAUAAAAAGGAGCCUUUUGGCGUUUCCAAGCUGCGUGCUCCUAAUAUAGGUUGUAACGCUGUCAGCCUGAUCAAAACAGAUGACUUCAAAUGCCAAGCGCUGGCUGCAGCUUUGAAGGGUGAGUCCUCGGAUAAAGUCCCGCAUUUUAUGGUUAGAGACAUUAGAGAUAAUAAAGGAAAGCUGCAGACGCCUAUACACCAAGUGAGAGACGUGCGUAAAUUGGUUAAAAGUUCCUAUCACUUUGUUUCUUUGGAUAACAACGAAAAUAAAUCCAGCAUCGCCUCUUCUGACACAUAUCCAGAGCAAAAGAAGCAAAUGUCAUAUAGAAACCCUGCUUCUGUUUCUCCUAUAGUGAUCAAAUGUCAGUCUGUUAAUACAAACAGUAACGGAAAACAAUCUGGAAAUCUUGACUCGUCUAAACAUGAGCCGUUUGAUAUAGAUAGAUCGUCUCCAGAGGGCGCUAAAACUGCUCCACUGCAAAGGCCAGCAGGGAGAACACCCAUAAGUAAUUCAAAUAAUUCCACAGAGGGAGGCAUUGGAUUGAGAAGUGAAAGCAAAACAGCUUCAAAGAGACAGGAAAAAAUACCACAGAUAGCAGAUAUCAUCACAGAUAAGAAGCCUGAGUCAAAGAUGGCAAAUCAAGGCGCUUUGGAAAAACUUCAGGCUGCUGUGAAAACUAUGGAGCAGCUCUAUGUGUUUGAAAGAAAUGAAUGGAAAAGGAAGAAUCAGCCACAGCCCCUGAUAGACAGCCAUGUGCUCUCACUGAUUACCAGUGAGGAGAUUGGAGGCCCCGAGGAGGAAGGGCCAAUAGGGUUCAAUAUGGACAAGACAGUCAGAAGAGAUUCGUAUCCCCACACAGACAUGAUACCACCAGCUGUGGCAGCAUCUCCCAUGUCCCCCAUCACUGACAGCCUGCUGAGGAGAGAGGAAAAAGAUCUGAACAAGGCCUUUCAGGCAUCUAGUGGCCGUGAUGAAAGGCUGGUUGCUAAGUCCAUGCAAGCUGCUAGUACCACAGGGAGUAAGAACAUGUUCAGCCUCAGUUCCAGCCUAAAAGCAUCUGCAACUGUCAAUGCAAAGACACCCCAGCCAAAUACCAUCACCCAAACACCUUAUAGCACCAAAAGCUUUGUCCCAAAGUCUCCCAAAUUGCCAGUGUCCUUAAAAAUCAGCCAGUCGAAGCUGAGUGGAAACGAAGGAGCUGAUUUGAAGGAAGUGGAGAGAGCUGCACUGGAGUCCUUGAGGGCCUCGGCUGACAAUGAGAAUUACCUAACCAUUCCGGUUAAGACUUCUGCCAGCAGCAGCAAACAGGCCUCAUCUGCUGAUAAAACAUCAGUAUAUACAUUCAACACCCAGUCAAACCCAACCACUCCUCCCGGAUAUAUAGGUUCUGGUACCAGGGGCCAGGAAGACCACAACCAGUCCCCUAAGCGUGCCAGCAUUGUUAUGGAGACACGCUCACCAGAGAUGCCUUCUGCCAGCAUCUACCACUCCCUGCCAAUGGGUAUGUCCACCAAUCAGCCACAGGUGUACUGCUUCUCCCCAGCAAUCACCCCUGCUCCCACCCUGGACCCCUAUCAGAACACCCAGAGGAAAAUGCUCCUGGAUCCCACCACAGGAAACUACUAUCUGGUGGACACCCCUGUUCAGCCAGCUACCAAGCGUCUCUUUGACCCUGAAACAGGCCAGUAUGUGGAUGUGCCCAUGCCCCAGCCUCCUAUGACCCCUGUUCCCAUGCAGAUUUCACCUUUGGCCCUCAAUCCUGGGGCAUACGGACACACGUACAUGAUGUAUCCAGGCUUUAUGCCAACACCAACCGUGAUCCCAACCAGGACGCUGGUGCAGUCACAGAUGUCGGUGGCAUCAGAGUUGGACUGUGGGGACAAGGUCCCAUCACAGCAACCUGAGGGCAUGUACAUGGAAACCCCUUUCUACAUGGCCACAGGGAAAUCUCCAUACCCAGGAUCCGGGACUCAACAGCAGGCCACCACCACCACCACCAGGCCGCUGCAGGGUUUCUCCACCAUCAAGCAGCCUGUCAUCAGCAUCACCUCACAGCAAGGGCCCCGGAUCAUCGCCCCACCUUCGUUUGAUGGAACCACCAUGAGCUUUGUUGUGGAGCACAGAUGA